AUGUCCGCCUGCGCCGAGAAAGCGGGCCAGAAGGGUGGGUUCUUCAUGCAAGAGGAAACUGCAGUUCUUCGAGACCACGAACCGCGAAGAGAACGGGAGCAAUUCCGACACCAACAUCGACGACGACGACGAUGCACCUGCUGCCCUAACCAAACCAUCUUCGUCGUGGACCCAAAUUCCUACCCCAAGGCUUCCGACGUGCUUCCUCUGCCUCUUUACCUCACCAAUGGCCUCUUCGUCACUCUCUUCUUCACCGUUGCCUACUUCCUCCUGAAUCGGUGGCGCGAGAAGAUCCGCACGUCCACGCCGCUUCACGUAGUCACGCUCUCGGAGAUCGCCGCCAUCUUCUCUCUCUUCGCUUCCGUUAUCUACCUCAUCGGCUUCUUCGGUAUAGACUUCGUCCAGUCCUUCGUUGCUCCCCGUACCCCGCACGACGACUGGCACGAGCACGAGGUUCUCGAAUCACCGCCGCCGCGUCCGCCUCAGCAGAAGAAAGACGAGCAGCUAAUCUCUAAAGAAGACGAGGAGAUCGUCGAGUCGGUGUUGUCCGGAACGACAGCGUCUUACGAGCUCGAAUCGAAGCUCGAGGACUGCAAACGAGCCGCGGUGAUCCGGCGCAAGGCGUUGCAGAAAACGACGGGUCGUUCGCUGGAGGGCCUGCCGCUGGAGGGCUUCGAUUAUCAGUCGAUACUGGGACAGUGCUGUGAAAAUCCGGUGGGGUAUGUGCAGAUCCCGGUGGGAGUCGCUGGACCGCUGUUGCUCGAUGGAGAAGAGUACAUGGUGCCAAUGGUGACAACGGAGGGGUGCCUGGUGGCCAGCACCAAUAGGGGAUUCAAGGCAAUCUACGCCUCAGGCGGUGCCGAGAGUGUCCUCUUCAACGACUCCAUGACCAGAGCUCUAAUUGUGAGGUUCCGCUCCGUCGUUAGGGCUGCUCAGCUCAAGUUCUUCGUCGAGAAUCCUCUCAAUUUUGAUGCUCUCGCCGUCGUUUUCAACAGGUCUAGCAGAUUUGCAAAGCUCGAAAAGAUUCGAUGCGCGAUAGCAGGCAAAAAUCUGUACCUAAGAUUUUCAUGCAGCACCGGAGAUGCCAUGGGAAUGAACAUGAUCUCCAAAGGCGUUCAAUAUGUUAUCGAAUUCCUUCAAAAUGAAUUCCCAGACAUGGAAGUUGUUGGCAUCUCUGGAAACUUCUGCUCAGACAAGAAAACAGCAGCCCCAGUUGUGGUUCAAGUUUCCCUAAUGUCUGAGUUUGGAGGCUUUGGGCCCCAGAGAUUAAGGCAGUUGGCUCAAAUAAUCACGGGUUCUCCCACAAAAAAAUCUUGGCCUGGAUAACUCAGUGUUUGGUAAAGUUAAAAGUAUCAGUUUAUCUUCUUAUCUGAAAGGUACACUCUCUGCAACCCCACCAACUGUUUCUCCAGCUCCAACUCUAGAGCCAUCAAUUUCUCCGUAUCUUGCUUCUCCAGUUUACGCUCCAGCACCCUCACCUGACAUUCAUCAUCUCUCA
Messenger RNA from Malus domestica (apple), 1498 nucleotides. Lineage: Eukaryota; Viridiplantae; Streptophyta; Magnoliopsida; Rosales; Rosaceae. The record is from RefSeq and is a predicted model, not a curated record.